AUGCUUACUCUCGCGGCUCUCUCCCUCCUCUCUGUGGCUACGGCCCAGAAGGUCGGAUCUGACACUCCCGAAGUCCAUCCUUCCAUGACCUGGACCCAGUGCACUGGCUCUGGCUGCCAGCAGGUCGACGGCGAGGUCGUCAUCGACGCCAACUGGCGUUGGAUUCAUGACAGCAGCCUCGCGAACUGCUACGACGGAAACGAGUGGACUGGAGUCUGCACCAGCAACACCGAAUGUGCUGAGGAGUGCGCUCUGGAGGGUGCCAACUACGGCAGCACCUACGGCGCCAGCACCAGCGGCGACGCUCUCACUCUUGACUUUGUCACCACGCACGCCUAUGGCACCAACAUUGGAUCUCGUCUCUACCUGAUGCAGGACACCGACACAUACCAGAUGUUCAACCUCCUUGGCAAUGAGCUCUCCUUUGACGUCGACCUUUCCACUGUCCCCUGCGGCAUGAACAGCGCUCUGUACUUUGUCGCCAUGGAGGCCGACGGCGGCAUGAGCAGCUACCCCGUCAAUGAGGCUGGCGCCAAGUACGGUACCGGCUACUGCGACGCCCAGUGCGCCCGUGAUCUCAAGUUCAUCGGCGGCCAGGGCAACUACGACGGCUGGAUGGCGUCCGAUACCGACGCCAACAGCGGUGUUGGUGAGCUUGGCGCUUGCUGCGCUGAGAUUGAUAUUUGGGAAUCCAACUCUCACUCCUACGCCCUGACCCCCCACUCUUGCGAGACUGGUUUCAACGAAUACCAUGUUUGCGAGACUACCUCGUGCGGUGGUACCUACUCUGACGAUCGUUACGGUGGCAAGUGUGAUGCCGACGGCUGCGACUACAACCCCUACCGCCUCGGCCGCACCGGCUUCUACGGUGAGGGCAAGAGUGUCGACACUAGCCAGCCCUUCACAAGCGUUGUUACACAGUUUGAGCUCAACGGCAAUAUGCGUCAGUUCUUCGUCCAGAACGACAACACCGUUGAGGUCCCGACACCGGCUUUCGACGGUCUCCCCGACAGCAAUGAAAUUAACGCUGACUUCUGCGACAACGUCUACGACGUCUUUGAUACCCGCUCUCGCUACGAGGAACUCGGUGGCUGGAGCGCUAUGCAAGAGGCUCUCGCGACGCCUUUGGUCCUGGUCAUGUCUAUCUGGGCUGACAACUACGCCAACAUGCUCUGGCUCGACGGCCUCUACCCCCGUGAUAGUGACCCGAGCCAGCCUGGCAACCUCCGCGGCGACUGUCCCGCCGACUCCGGCGUUCCUUCUGAGGUCAUUGCCAACUAUCCCGACAGCUACGUGACCUGGUCCAACAUCAAGUUCGGCCCCAUUGGCUCCACUACCGACGACGACUCCAACCCCCCGCCCUCGUCGACUACGACCGCCUCGACUACCUCGACCACGACCACCUCUGAGGGCUCUGGGCCCACCAACCCCCCUGGCGGCUGCACGACUCCCCAGUGGGCUCAGUGCGGCGGCAACGGCUUCAGUGGCUGCACCACCUGCGCCUCUGGCACUACUUGCAACUACAUCAACGACUGGUACAGCCAGUGCUACUAA
Messenger RNA from Emericellopsis cladophorae, 1554 nucleotides. RefSeq names its product Exoglucanase-like protein. The coding region runs from base 1 to 1554 and encodes 517 amino acids. Gene Ontology annotation, biological process: carbohydrate metabolic process. Gene Ontology annotation, cellular component: extracellular region. Gene Ontology annotation, molecular function: cellulose binding; hydrolase activity, hydrolyzing O-glycosyl compounds. Lineage: Eukaryota; Fungi; Ascomycota; Sordariomycetes; Hypocreales; Bionectriaceae. The record is from RefSeq and is a predicted model, not a curated record. The transcript is spliced from 5 exons.